AUGCCUAACAACGCCCCACUCCCAACACCGACGCCAGAAGAGCUCGACGACCUGAUUUACUUCUCCCGCGUCGGGGAUCUCGAGUCGCUAAAAGCGUCUAUCACGGAGCUCUGCUCGACACAUCUCUGCGCACCGUCGGUGAUUGUGGCGACGGCGAUUGACAUCGAUGAUGAGGGGCUUGGCUCCCAGUCCUCCCUUCUGCACUACCCGGCGGCGAAUGGAAACCUCGAGAUCGUCACGUACCUGCUGAGCCUGCUGGCGCCCUCGGAGUCCCUACACGGAAGCCCGAGUGGAACGACGGCUGAUAAGAGCGCGCCGCAGCUGGUCAACCAUCGUAAUGUCAGUGGGAAUACACCGUUGCAUUGGGCUGGCGUCAACGGCCAUCUGGAGGUGGUUAAGAAGCUGGUCCUGGCUGGUGCGGACCCGACUAUCGUGAAUGCUGCGGGCAGGGAUGCCGUCGUCGAGAGCGAAGCUAGUGCUAAGGAGGGCGCUGCUGAAUGUGCUGUGUGGCUGUUGAAGAACUGUGAGGACCUCGAAAAAGGUGUCGCUGGUGGGGAUGGAGAACAAGAGCAAGAAGCAGAAGUGGGAGAAGGCCCAGACAAGGACGAGGGCACGGGAGCAGCAGAUGAUGUUUCUGAUGCUGCUGCUGCUCGGAAUGGUUCAAAACGAGGCUCAGAACAGACGUGA
This is a messenger RNA of Exophiala aquamarina CBS 119918, 687 nucleotides long. RefSeq lists its product as uncharacterized. Lineage: Eukaryota; Fungi; Ascomycota; Eurotiomycetes; Chaetothyriales; Herpotrichiellaceae. Gene Ontology annotation, molecular function: protein binding. The record is from RefSeq and is a predicted model, not a curated record. The transcript has a single exon. The coding region runs from base 1 to 687 and encodes 228 amino acids.